GCAUGGCAACACUGUAAGAGAACAAGUUUACGAAAGCUCCCGGUGUAUCGCAUGUGACAUUUGUCACGAGGUUUACGUCCACGGUGAAUUCUAGUUUACGACUGAUUCUUCACGUUUAAGCAAGAAGUUAUGAGUUUAGGAAAAGCUCAGGCAGCAUUUUGUUUGGGAGAGCACACGUUAACUGUACCGGUUGCUCUUCAUUCCCUAAAUCGUCAACGACUUUGUGAGCGACUGAGAAAAAAGAAUGAUGUUCCCAAAAAGUCUGUCGUGCUUUUGCAGGGCGGAGAGUCAACCACGCGCUACUGUUCCGACGUGGAGGACGUCUUCCGUCAGGAAUCCUUUUUUCAUUGGGCUUUUGGAGUCUUGGAACCAGAUUGUUACGGCGCCAUUGAUGUAAAAACUGGAAAAUCUUAUAUAUUCGUCCCUAAACUUCCUGAAUCUUACGCCAUUUGGAUGGGAAAACUGCAUACUCUUGAAUACUUCAAAGAAAAGUAUGGAGUUGACGAAGCUCAUUAUAUCUGUGAUAUUGAAAAUGUAUUGACUUCAUUGCAAUCCGAAGUAUUAUUAACUCUCAAAGGAUUAAAUACAGACAGUGGAAAGAUAUCGCGAGAAGCUGCAUUUGACGGCAUUGGCAAAUUUACUGUAAACAAUACACUUCUUCAUCCAGAAAUUGUGGAAUGUCGUGUUAUCAAGACACCAUAUGAAAUAGAAGUUUUGAGGUAUACAAACCGUAUUAGCAGUGAAGCACACAAAGAAGUAAUGAAACAAAUAAGACCAGGAAUGAAAGAAUAUCAAUUGGAAAGCAUAUUCUUGCAUUAUUGUUAUUAUACAGGAGGAGCUCGACAUGUUUCGUACACAUGCAUAUGUGGAAGUGGUGAAAAUGGUGCAGUUUUACAUUACGGGCAUGCUGGUGCACCAAAUGAUAAGACUGUUCAAGAUGGUGAUAUGUGUCUAUUUGACAUGGGAUGUGAAUAUAAUUGCUAUGCAUCGGACAUCACGUGCUCGUUUCCCGCUAAUGGUAAAUUUACAACACAGCAAAAAGCCAUAUACGAGUCCGUUUAUAAAGCUAGUCGUGCUGUAAUGAAGGCAGUUAAACCAGGUGUUUCUUGGGUUGACAUGCACCUAUUGGCCUGUCAAGUUCAGUUAGAAGAAUUGAAAAAGCAUGGUUUAUUGAAAGGUGACAUAGAAGAUAUGAUGAAGGUCCAUCUUGGGGCAACAUUUAUGCCUCAUGGUCUUGGACAUUUCAUGGGGUGCGACGUACAUGAUGUCGGUGGUUAUCCAGAGUGCGGACCGGAACGAGUAAACGCUCCCGGAUUAAGAAACUUAAGAACCGCUCGUCUCCUCGAAGAAGGGAUGGUAUUAACUAUUGAACCUGGAAUAUAUUUUAUUGAUGCAUUAUUAGAUCAAGCUUUAAAUGAUCCUCAACUUUCCCAGUUUUUGGUUCCUGACGUAAUCGAGCAAUAUCGUGGAUUUGGAGGAGUCAGAAUUGAAGACGAUAUUGUAAUAACGUCGGAUGGCAUGGAGCUGUUAACGUGUGUCCCUCGUGCAGUCGAGGAAAUAGAAAAACUCAUGGAAGAAGGUAGAAAAUUAAACGUGACGUUUCCACAACAGAAAUUGCAAGAAUAGAGUUUAACGGCAACAACAACUCAUCUGAAGACAUCUUAACAAAUCUGGGCACAAGAAGAUUUUGGGUUUAUUAAUUUGUUGGUUACAAUUCUUUUUGUUUGGAAACACAAAUUCUUUUGUCAAUAUUUUAAAAUAAUACACAAAUGUUAACUUUUGUAAUAUGUUACUUACACAUAAGAAUCUUCAGUUUGUUUCGGCUUCUGUAACUUGUCGAUUCUAUAAAUACGGAAAAGAAUAAAAGAGUACGGUUCAAAAAA
Molecule: messenger RNA, 1883 nt
Organism: Centruroides sculpturatus (bark scorpion)
Lineage: Eukaryota; Metazoa; Arthropoda; Arachnida; Scorpiones; Buthidae
Gene: Dip-C
Product: xaa-Pro dipeptidase-like
Exons: 17
Coding region: 130-1626 (498 amino acids)
Molecular function (GO): metalloaminopeptidase activity; manganese ion binding
Source: RefSeq, a predicted model, not a curated record